Molecule: messenger RNA, 1683 nt
Organism: Naegleria lovaniensis
Lineage: Eukaryota; Heterolobosea; Eutetramitea; Acrasida; Naegleriidae
Exons: 3
Coding region: 1-1683 (560 amino acids)
Biological process (GO): interstrand cross-link repair; protection from non-homologous end joining at telomere; double-strand break repair via nonhomologous end joining
Molecular function (GO): damaged DNA binding; 5'-3' DNA exonuclease activity
Source: RefSeq, a predicted model, not a curated record
AUGAGAAGAAAAGCAACUUUUGAAUUUACUGGAUGUUUUGAUAUUUCAUCGGAAAUACCUCACGGAGUGAUUGCCAUCGAUAAUUUCGAACAUUUUCAUUCCGUGAUGGAGCAAAAUAAUACUGGCCAACAGUCAUCGCCAUUGCUGAUGAAAGGAUGUAACAGAAAGGACAAACGAAGAUCAUCUCAACAAAGCGGAUUGGCAUAUUAUCAAUACUACUUCCUUUCACAUUUUCAUUCCGAUCACUUUAAAGGCUUGCAUGACAAGUUCUUUCAACAUGCGACAACAAGUGAAGAAACUUGUAUUGUUUGUCAUCCAAUAACAAAAACCUUAUUACUGUCUCAAUUCCCAAACUUGGAUAAGGAUAGAAUUCUCACUAUUGAACUACAUCAACCAACACUAUUGCCUAUAUCGCACAAAUUUACUAACCAUACUCACGACAAGGAAAAUGAUCCUCAGAAUCAUUUACCCUCUAACAAUAAGGUAAAGGAUGCUUUAUCUAGAUCACAAGUAAGAAACUUCACAGUUACACUACUAACUUCUAAUCAUUGCGUUGGAAGCACCAUGUUUUUAUUUGAGAUUCAAAAAGGUCUUCACAAGGAAGCCAUAUUGUAUACAGGAGAUUUUCGAAACGUGUCCACAGAAACGACCACUUUCUUAAAAUCACAAAAAUUGUCCAAAGUUUAUAUUGAUGAUACCUUUUGUGAUGAAACUAAUUUUUCUGAUUUGCCUACGCGCUCACAAAGCAUUAGAAAUAGAAGAAAAGAAAUAGACGUAAUGGAUGCACUCAAAGAAAAAGUCUUCACUUCAAAUAAGGACGAAACAUUUUUGAGAGUAGUCUCCAAAGACACCCUGAAAUCUCUGGCAAGUUUACUUUUGAAAGAGGUCGAUAAACCUCUCUUUAUUCAAGUUUCCACCAUGUGGUUGAAGUAUCUGAACAAGGAAACUUGUGGAAUGGCUGGAAAGAGCGAAGAUAUUACUUGUAAACUAACAAAUGAUGGAAUUUGGAAAGUGCUGUACUCGUUCCACUCGUCAAGAAAUGAAAUGUUGCACUUUUUGGCCAGCAUUUCAACAAAUUCGACUACCAUUCCUUCAAUCAUCUCGUUGAACCCACAAUCCAAAUACAUCCGAGGACUUGUUGAAAGUCUUAAACAGCAAAUGAGCAAGAAACAGCAGGUAUUAAUAGUUAACGAAGACGGCUACGAUUAUUCGUUUUUCGAAACAAGUGCUGAGCUCUUCAAGGAAGAGUUUAUUACAUUCAGUCACAGCUCUCUCACACAAAAGGACAAUACCUUUUCGUCCCAAUCAUUCAACGAAGACAGCCAACCCAGAUCACAAAGCAGUAACAAUUCAGAUCUUUCACCCAUCUCCAAUUCUUAUACUAUUUCUUCUCUUGAAACUGAGCCAUAUAGCGCAAUACCUGAUGAAGUUUUCGAUCCAGAACAAUUAUUCUCUGAGAUUUCUCAGGGUCAAGACGAAGAAGAAAGAACACCCAUUACACAAUCCCAAUCUCUAUCCUUCCUCAAUAGUCCAUUCACUCCAGAAGCUAGUUCAACAAAGAAGCGUGCCAUUCAUGCUCAUAACACUCCGUCUAAUGGCAAAGACGAAUCAUUCACCAUGCUUAACCUCAGUGAAGACGACAACACUCCUCAAAAAGAUAGCAAAAAGGUGAAACUCAAAUGA